UCUCUCUCUCUCUCUCUCUCUUAAAACUCAAAGUCUUCAGUCUUCCACCUCCCGUCUCGUCCCCGGCACCGGACCUUGACCGGAGAUCACCCCCAUUUCCGUCACUCCUCGCCGCCGCGGCCAUUCUAAUCACACUCUCCGCCGUCUCUAUUCCGCCAAUCUCCGGAUCGAAUAAAGCAACAGUUUUUGUUCGCAUUUCCAUGUCGCGGCUCUGAAUCAGAGAGGUUAGGGUUUGCGAGGGGGCGCGAUGGCUCGGACGAGAUCGUCGUCGUUGUCGACGCGGUUGAGGUACUGUAACCCGGCGUAUUACCUGAAGCGGCCAAAGCGCCUUGCUUUGCUUUUCAUUGCGUUUGUCUGCGCCACUCUGAUGGUCUGGGAUCGUCAGAGCCUCAUCAGAGAGCACGAGGAGGAACUGUUCAAGUUGAAUGAUGAAUUGAAGCAUUUGAGAACUUUGCUUGAAGAUUUGCCGACCGGCAGGGCCAGUGAGAAAGAGGUUGUUCCGGAGGACCCAAUUGAAGCUCAAAGAAGAGAAAAAGUAAAAGACGCUAUGAUUCACGCAUGGAGUUCAUAUGAGAAGUAUGCAUGGGGCCAAGAUGAGCUUCAGCCGCAAACAAAGAAUGGUGUCAAUAGCUUUGGUGGUCUUGGUGCGACACUAGUAGACUCUCUUGACACUCUUUACAUAAUGGGUCUUCAUGAACAGUUUCAGAGAGCCAGAGAGUGGGUGGCAACCUCAUUGGAUUUUAACAAGGACUAUGAGGCUAGUGUAUUUGAGACAACCAUAAGAGUUGUAGGUGGACUUCUCAGUGCGUAUGAUCUCACAGAUGAUAAACUUUUCCUUGAUAAGGCUAGAGAGAUUGCAGAUAGAUUACUGCCUGCAUGGGAUACACCUAGUGGGAUCCCUUACAACAUUAUCAACUUGGCCCAUGGCCGCCCACACAAUCCUUCAUGGACUGGUGGAGAAAGUAUCUUAGCAGAUUCUGGGACGGAGCAGGUGGAGUUCAUUGCUCUUUCUCAGAGGACAGGAGACCCAAAGUAUCAACAAAAGGCUGAGAAGGUUAUAGCGCAGCUUAACAAAACUUUCCCCGAUGAUGGCUUGCUUCCUAUUUAUAUUGAUCCGGACAAAGGAACUGCAGGAUACGCAACCAUUACAUUUGGUGCCAUGGGUGACAGCUUCUAUGAAUAUUUACUCAAAGUUUGGAUACAGGGAAACAAAACUUCAGCUGUGAAGCCUUAUAGAGAUAUGUGGGAGAAAUCAAUGAUAGGACUGUCGAGCCUGAUUAGGAGAACAACACCAUCGUCUUUUGCAUAUAUUUGUGAGAAGAAUGGAAAUACUCUGGCAAAUAAGAUGGACGAACUUGCAUGCUUUGCUCCAGGAAUGCUGGCUUUAGGAUCAUUUGGUUAUGGUCCUGAAGAGUCUAAGAAAUUUUUAUCACUUGCAGAGGAGCUUGCUUGGACAUGCUAUAAUUUUUACCAGUCAACACCAACAAAAUUAGCUGGGGAGAACUAUUUCUUCAAUGCAGGGCAGGACUUGAGUGUGGGUACGUCAUGGAAUAUAUUAAGACCGGAGACCAUUGAAUCACUCUUUUAUCUAUGGCGUUUGACUGGAAACAAGACAUACCAAGAGUGGGGCUGGAAUAUAUUUCAAGCAUUCGAAAAGAACUCCCGUAUAGACUCAGGAUAUGUUGGACUGAAAGAUGUCAACACCGGUGUGAAGGACAAUAUGAUGCAAAGCUUCUUUCUUGCGGAGACUCUAAAAUAUCUCUAUUUGCUAUUUUCACCCACUUCAGUCAUUUCCCUCGAUGAAUGGGUUUUCAACACCGAGGCUCACCCAUUGAAAAUUGUGACAAGGCAUGAUGAUAAAAGUUCUGGAAUUAAAAACCGUGAUAGACCAAAUAUCAAACUGCGUGGAAGGAAGGAAGGUCGACCAUAAGAGUAACAUGAUUCUGUUGCUGGUAACUAUUCUGGUUGAAACCUAGUGUUAUUCUGUGGCACACUAGAAGGGCGAGAGGGUAAUAUAUUAGUCCUACAAACGAUGUCAGUUUUUGUACACUUAUAUGAUACGGCUUCAGACAAAUUUCUCCCGCUGGUCUGGUGGGAGUUGUACUCAUUUGGGUGCCCUUCUCUCAUAUAGAUUGAUGGAUAUGUAACCUAGGAUAUAGUCGUCAUCUCAUAGGAAAAAUAUGUUUCAUCCUACUUUUGACCUGUGUUAAGCGAGUCCUGUGUGCUAUUGUGAUUGUAAUGUCAACUGAAUAAAGCACAUGAAAUAAGG
Molecule: messenger RNA, 2269 nt
Organism: Argentina anserina (silverweed cinquefoil)
Lineage: Eukaryota; Viridiplantae; Streptophyta; Magnoliopsida; Rosales; Rosaceae
Product: mannosyl-oligosaccharide 1,2-alpha-mannosidase MNS1
Exons: 14
Coding region: 248-1930 (560 amino acids)
Biological process (GO): mannose trimming involved in glycoprotein ERAD pathway; carbohydrate metabolic process
Cellular component (GO): Golgi membrane; endoplasmic reticulum
Molecular function (GO): mannosyl-oligosaccharide 1,2-alpha-mannosidase activity; calcium ion binding
Source: RefSeq, a predicted model, not a curated record